AUGGCAAUUUUUAGAAGUGCCUCCAAGAGCAAGGCUCCACAGUACACGUCCCAGACUGGGGACCAUGAUGUGAAGAUGGACUCAUCCAAUAUCCAUGAUCCCAUUUUGACUGCGGUCAACGAGGCACAGCCUUUCGAAGAAGCUAAUGCCAACUUUACCAACAACAGAAGACCUUCCUACUUGUCGCAAGACUCUGCAGACCUCAAGGAUAUCUUUGGGCAACGGAUCCGUAACGCGGACAUGCUGAACCCUACCAGAAACAGAAAUGAACGUCCCUUGGAUACCAUUCGAGGGUUUGAGUAUGCUAUUACAGGAGACUUGAGCUAUCGUGAGCAACUUGAGUCCAAUAGACUAGGUUGGGGGUUCCACGAGGACUUUCCUCACUACAGCUUGAGUGGACAGGAAGAAACUACUGGACCAGACAAUCAAGGAUACUCACGUCCUGUUGCCUCUUUUGGAGGAGGAGACCAGCCAAUUUACCAGGCCGCAAAUUAUAGUGCUUCGUCGUUGAAUCCUGAUCAGAAGAAAAAGAAGAAGGGAUUGUUUGGACGCAAGAAGAAGUAA
Molecule: messenger RNA, 564 nt
Organism: Sungouiella intermedia
Lineage: Eukaryota; Fungi; Ascomycota; Pichiomycetes; Serinales; Metschnikowiaceae
Source: the annotation of a GenBank genome assembly